Molecule: messenger RNA, 888 nt
Organism: Bacidia gigantensis
Lineage: Eukaryota; Fungi; Ascomycota; Lecanoromycetes; Lecanorales; Ramalinaceae
Exons: 4
Coding region: 1-888 (295 amino acids)
Cellular component (GO): intracellular anatomical structure
Molecular function (GO): oxidoreductase activity, acting on NAD(P)H, oxygen as acceptor
Source: RefSeq, a predicted model, not a curated record
AUGCCAACAGAAACAUUCGAUACUUGCCCAAGCCCCGCGCUUGCUCUAGCCGCAGAAGAUGACGUAAGAAAGAGAGAAAGGGUCAUUCGAGCACACAGCAGCACAGCGACCGCUGACAUUUCCGCAGGUAUCGGUCUUGCGAUCGUACGAUAUCUCAUUUCACAAUCGCACAAUGUCGUUAUUCUUGCGAGGAGCGCAGAGAUCCUUCGUCAAUUGCAGCAGGAGCAUCCAAAGCAAGUCCGACCGCUCGCUGGGGAUCUCGCAGACUUUUCGCUUGCCGAUAAAGCGGUAGGCCUAGCACAAAAAGACUAUGGGCGACUCGACGGUCUUGUGCUUAAUCAUGGAGCGAUGUUUGGUGUAAAGAGUUUGGAAGACUGUAACAUUGAUGAUUGGCGUUCUAUGUUCGACAUCAAUCUUUUCAGUGCCGUAGCCUUUACGAAAGCAGCCUUGCCGCCCCUGAGACAUUCCAAGGGCUGUAUAGUCUAUACUUCGACUGGCGCCUCCACAAGUACGUACAGCACUUGGGGCCCAUACAGCACCUCCAAAGCGGCUUUGAACAUGUUGGCCAAGCAAGUUGCUUGUGAGGAGACAGAAGUGACUGCAUUUGCGAUUCGUCCCGGUAUGGUCGAUACGGAGAUGCAACAAAGUCUGAGGGAAACCCAUUUAGCAGGCAUGAAAGAAACAGAGAGAGCGAAAUUUCAGAAUGUGAGUGCACUACUCAAACCAGACCAACCAGCGAAUGUCAUGGCAAAAUUGGCGAUCAAUCCUGACAUGUCCUUGAACGGCCAAUAUCUCAGAAUUGGCAAAAUAUCAGUGAAAUUGUUCACGCUAGAUGCUGUAGCCGUGAGUCAGCAACGGAUCAUCAUUUUGCUUGCACUUUUUCAAUAG